AUGAGCGACUGGAAAGAACGCAGCCUCAAGCAUCUGGCCAAGCGCGAUGCCGCCGUGCCAAAGGAGUACCUCGUCGACCUAGCCUCGCUUGGGAUCGAGCCGUGCCCCUUCACCAAGGAAGCACUGCCUCGUCCCUUGGAUCCCAAGCUACCAUUCAAGCCCGAUAAGGAUGUGUCGGCGAGCAUCUAUCCGACCGACUCGGUCGUCGACGUGCCUAGAAAGGUGCUGGACAUGCAGGAUGUCGCCAUCACCGAGACGCCUCUCGAACAGCUCGUCGAGCACCUCGCGACCAAGAAGCUCACCUCGCUCCGAUGCACAGAAGCGUUUCUUCGCAGGGCCCUCCUUGCCCACCAGCUCGUCAAUUGCUGCACAGAGACCUUUGUCGACUACACGAUCAGUCGAGCAAAGGAGUGUGACGAGUACCUUGAAAAGCAAGGCAAGCCAAUUGGCCCCCUACAUGGUCUCCCCGUCAGCCUCAAGGAUCAGUUCCACAUUGCCAAACUGACGACGUCGAUGGGUUACGUCAAGGAUGUCGACUUUAUCGCAGAGGAGGACAGCGUCAUCACCACCGUACUCCUUCGCGCCGGUGCUGUUCCCUUGAUUCGCACAAACAUCCCGCAGAGCCUGAUGCGAUGCGAGACGGACAACUACAUCUUCGGUCGCACAGUCAACCCCUACAACCGAGCCUUCACCCCCGGCGGCAGUUCGGGCGGAGAAGGUGCCCUCGUCGGGAUGCACGGUAGUCCUCUUGGGCUGGGCACAGACAUUGGAGGCAGCGUGAGGGUGCCGUCGGCGUUCAAUGGACUCUGGGGCAUGCGGCCUUCGAUGCACAGGAUUCCCUACGAGGGAUCCGCCAACUCCUUUCUCGGCCAGCACACCGUCUAUUCCGUCAUCGGACCCAUGACCCACAGCCACGGAGGCCUGGUGGCCUUCAUGCGGGCUGUGCUGGGCCAGCGUCCCUGGGAGCUGGACCCCAUCCUAGUCCCCAUGGCAUUCAAUGAAGAGGCUUUUGCGCUCAAAGACCUCGGGCGAAAGUCUGGCAGCACCCACGACGAUGAGAAGCAGGCUCUGCAGCCAGGUAAGAAAGGCCAGCUGUGCUUCGCCAUCGAAUGGGACGACGGCAUCGUGCAUCCACACCCACCGAUCACGCGUGCGCUGCGUGAGGUGCGCGAGAAGCUCAUCGCUGCAGGCCACAAGGUCGUUGAUUGGGUGCCGCUGGACCACGCCAGGGCGUACGACAUCAUCGACCGCAUCUAUGCCGCCGACGGAGGCGAAGACAUCCGUCGUUCAUGCGCAGAGAGUGGCGAGCCCGUCAUGUACAACCUCAUGGCCGAGAGAUACCAGGGCGCAGACAGGCCAAACGUCUCCGUCUUUGACUGCUGGCAGGUAGCCAAGGAGAGGGAUGCCUACAGAAAGGCGUACCUCGAUCACUGGAACGCCACGGCCGCCUCGACAGGCACCGGCAGGCCUGUCGACGCCGUCCUGGCACCCGUCAGCAACUGUGCUGCUUGUCCCCACGACACCAACGACUAUGUGGUGAGAGUCUCGUCGGGCCAGACUCGGAUACACGACGCAGUGGAACUUGACCGAUCUGCCCGUCGUCGUCAUGCCCAUCACCCAUGUGGAUGCGGCCAAGGACAAGGCUCACAAGCUCGACGUGCCUUUCUACGAGGGCAGGGACGAGGAGUUUUGGACCCGAUACGACGAGAACAAAUGGCACGGCUUGCCCGUCAACCUGGGUCUCGUGGGCAAGAGGCUGCAGGACGAAGAGGUGAGAUUGACCCCUUCACUCCUCCAGCUCUCCUGACACCUUUCAGUAUGCUGACAAACGCACUCCAUCUUCAAUCUCCAGCUGCUGGGCUUGGCCAAAGUCAUCGCCGACGCUGGCGCAACCCUCUCUAG
Molecule: messenger RNA, 1902 nt
Organism: Acaromyces ingoldii
Lineage: Eukaryota; Fungi; Basidiomycota; Exobasidiomycetes; Exobasidiales; Cryptobasidiaceae
Product: amidase signature enzyme
Exons: 3
Coding region: 1-1902 (633 amino acids)
Source: RefSeq, a predicted model, not a curated record